This is a messenger RNA of Dendronephthya gigantea, 2184 nucleotides long. RefSeq names its product WD repeat-containing protein 74-like. Bases 30 to 1142 code for a protein of 370 amino acids. Lineage: Eukaryota; Metazoa; Cnidaria; Anthozoa; Malacalcyonacea; Nephtheidae. Gene Ontology annotation, cellular component: nucleolus; preribosome, large subunit precursor. The record is from RefSeq and is a predicted model, not a curated record. The transcript is spliced from 11 exons. Gene Ontology annotation, biological process: ribosomal large subunit biogenesis. Gene Ontology annotation, molecular function: protein binding.
GCUCGAUGCACGUGUGAAACGAAAACAAUAUGGCGGACGUUUGGGUUGGUUGUGAAACAGGAAUACUCAAAGGCGUUGAUUUGCACAAGAAAGAAUUUCAAAAUCAUGGAGAUCUAUCUGAGUUGAACAAGAACUCGGACGAAGUGUGUCGUAUGUGCUGGUACAACGAAUAUGAACGCAAAAUUUGUAUUGCUGCCAAAUCAGGCGUUUGUAAAGUAUUUGAUACGGAGGAGAAUCAGUUUGUUGACGAGAAAUGUUGUUUUACGAAAGAAGAGGGUGAAAUCACUGGAAUGGAAAGAACGGAUGAAAGUUUGCUGGUUUGUUCUGAGAAAGGAAUUCUAAGAAUAUUUAGAGAUUCUGAUAAUAAUCAGACGGAUAUCAAAGUUGGAAGUCACAUUGCUAGGAUGAAAAAGAACCCAUUUGAGAUGUGUCAAGUUGCUACCGGUGGGAAUGAGAAUGUUUUAAAGUUAUGGGAUCUCAAUAAACCUGAACAACCAUUGUUUAAAGCAAAAAAUGUGAGGAAUGAUAAUUUAGAUCUGCAAGUUCCAGACUAUAUAAAGGACAUUGGAUUUCUCUCAUCAUCAGGGUCAACACCUAAGAUUGUUGUUGGCACAGCUUAUCACAAGUUGAGGCUUUAUGAUUUGAAAGCUCAAAAACGUCCUGUGUUAGAUUUCAAUUAUAAGGAAUCGCCAAUCACGUGUGUCUCAGUUCCAAUGCAUGAGAAAUUUAUAAUUGUCGGCAAUGCCUAUGGAGAUAUGGGUGCUAUUGAUGUCAGAAUUGGUAAAAAUCUAGGAUCAUACAAGUCAUUCUCUGGCAGUAUUCAGGGCAUUCAGUGCCAUCAAACAGAACCACUUGUUGCAUCUUGUGGUCUGGACAGAUAUCUCAGAAUUCACCAUAUUGAUACACGACAGAUUGUAGAUAAGAUAUACUUAAAAUCCAGAUUAAAGAGUCUCUUGUUUUCAAAAACAUAUACACGGGAUUCCGGGGGGGUUAAAAAUAACUCGAACAAGCGAAGACACAAUGUUAAUACAGAAGAAGACGAAGUUGAUAGUGAGGGCGAAGAAGAUGUUUGGAAAGACAUGGAGUUAGUUCAAGACGAUCUCAUAAACAAGAAGAAAAAACAAAGAAAGAAAGAAAAAUAGAGAUUUUUGGCAGGAAAAGAACUCAACGCUUAAAAAAUAGCUAAAAUAAAAAAAAAUUCUGCGAAAAUGGACAUUUUGUAAAGUGGAAAAGAAUUGGCAAAUUGAAAUGCCACAGCAUUGCUAUCGAUUCUGGUCGUAAAAUCCCUCAAAAUGAUGAUGCAGAAAAAAGCUCGUUUAAAAAUUACCCAACACAAGUAUUCAUUGAGAAUUCAUAUACUUUACAAUGACGAGAUAAGGGCAAAGAGCUGAAGUAUCACUCUGAACUAUAAUAUGAUGCAUUUCGCUGCUAAUAAUUUUCAAAAUGGUAGUAAGCAGUUGACGUAAUUGAUUUCAUAUUUUUAAUUUUCAAAAUGAUUUGUCAUAUGAGUGUGGUUAAAGCAGAUUACAGGCUAGGAGAAUGAGGAAACAUAUAUUGUAUUUGAUCAGAAUUUAUUUCAGUAAUUUCGGUAUUACCAGUUAUUUCGGUAAAACAGAAAUACAUGAAGCGAUUAAAAUAUCAUAUCCGGCAAGGGCGUUUCGAUUUUAAUGUAAAAUUGUCGUCCGUUGCGAAGAAAGGUCAGCAUGUUAGAACACGACAUUGAAGUUUUAGUGAAAGUCUAUUUUAAAGAAAAUUCUGGUACGCGCAUUUACCCAAACACGUGCGUGCAAAGUUUAAAUCUGCAUGGUUUUUAAUGAAGACUGGAAAACGCAAAAAGUAAAAUUGAAAAUAGGUGCAAAACGGGCAUCCUGUUUGAAAAGAAAUAUAAUUAUGUCUUGUGAUGUCCGGCUUGUUUUUCUUCACUUUCUUAUUAGAAGCUCUUUGUACAAUUGAGCUGUCGGUUAUAUCACUGUAACUUGGAUAGCUCGUCAUUGUUUUUUUUUGGUUGUUUUAAUCAGAAGAUGGCGUUGAUCUGGUUAGCAGGAUUGUAUGCAAUCUUAGUAUAUUCAUCUGGUAAGAAGCAUAUCUUUGUAUUUUUUCAUGUCACUUCGACCUUAUCAUUUAAACUUCAAGCUGAUGAUUGGAAAUUUCAUACGAUUGGUUUGACAUAGGUGAAUUUUAUCG